AUGGUGUAUAAUCUUCGGCAAAACCACGGUCCCUCAUACGCCGAUCGUUGUGAGGAAAUAGAAAACUUUGGUGAUAAUUCCUCGGAGUCCGAGGAAGAUAUUCAAUCGGAGGAAUCACAUAACAGUGACUAUGAGGAAUCGACAAACUCCGAAAUCGAUGACGACGAACAAGAAAAUUCGACAAACAAUGGGUGCAUUCUACAAUCACGUGCUCGAGGUCGACCAACGGCCAUUUUGAGGGGGAAAAAUGGAUUCAAGUGGCAUACAAAAUGGGGAUCUCGGCAUUCACAUCGAAAUGCUGCUGCUGAGGUUAUCAUACCUGCGCCUCAGCGUGAAGCUUCCCAUAAACAUAAAAUUGAAGAGUUCUGGAAACUUCUUUUCAACGAUGAAAUGUUCAAAAUAAUCGUAGACUGUACGAAUGCCAAAAUUGAAGAAGUUUGCCUCACGAUGAUUUCCAACAGUCAACAGUUACAAACAUAUCAUCACCACACAGAUGUAACUGAAAUUUCGGCAUUCAUUGAGCUUCUGUAUUAUUCCGGGCAGUGGAAAUCUAAUAAUGUAGCCACUGAGCAUUUAUGGAACAAGAUAAACGGUACAACGUUCUUUCGCUGCGUUAUGUCUAGAGCACGAUUCACUUUCAUCGCAAAAUGUCUGCAUUUCGAUGUCAAAUCAUCUCGAGAACCGAUGGAUAGAUUAGCUCCGAUACGCAAACUUUGGGACUUAUUUAUUGGCAAUUGUAGUCGUUACUACAAGCCGAGUAAAUAUUGCACUGUCGACGAACAAUUACUGAGCUUCCGGGGAAAAUGUCGAUUCCGAAUGUUUAUAAAAUCCAAACCAGACAGAUAUGGGAUGAAAAUAAUCACGCUAAAUGAUGCCCGAACCUCAUAUCUGAUCUAUGGGAUUCCUUACCUUGGGAAGAUUGGAAACGGUCCGACUAAAAUAACCGAGGAUUUUUUUCGAGAAGUCACAAAACCAAUUCAUCAAACGAGACGAUCAGUCACGUGCGAUAAUUGGUUCACAUCCAUACCACUGUUGACAAAUAUGUUGGAACCACCGUACAGUAUGGAAAUCACCGGUACCAUUCGAAAAAAUAAAAGAGAAGUCCCAGUUGAAUUUUUAGUUGCCGACAAAAAACCACCGUCCGCAAAGUUUGCGUUCACAUCGGAUUUGACGCUACUAUCUUUUUCUCCGAAAAAAUAUAAGGUCGUCUUGCUGGCGUCCUCACAUUUACGAACAACUAACAUAACUGAUGGGAAGCCUGAUAUCGUGCUGCAUUAUAAUAUAACUAAAGGUGGAACAGAUACUUUCGACCAAUUAUGUCAUUCGUAUACGACAGCAAGAGGGAUGCGGAGAUGGCCACUCCGUUUUUUUUCGGGAUGCUAG
Messenger RNA from Venturia canescens, 1383 nucleotides. Its product is annotated as piggyBac transposable element-derived protein 4-like. The record is from RefSeq and is a predicted model, not a curated record. The coding region runs from base 1 to 1383 and encodes 460 amino acids. NCBI's taxonomy places the organism in Eukaryota, Metazoa, Arthropoda, Insecta, Hymenoptera, Ichneumonidae. The transcript has 3 exons.